Molecule: messenger RNA, 6638 nt
Organism: Perognathus longimembris pacificus (Pacific pocket mouse)
Lineage: Eukaryota; Metazoa; Chordata; Mammalia; Rodentia; Heteromyidae
Gene: Adcy5
Product: adenylate cyclase 5
Exons: 21
Coding region: 632-4444 (1270 amino acids)
Biological process (GO): adenylate cyclase-activating G protein-coupled receptor signaling pathway; adenylate cyclase-inhibiting G protein-coupled receptor signaling pathway; intracellular signal transduction
Cellular component (GO): plasma membrane
Molecular function (GO): adenylate cyclase activity
Source: RefSeq, a predicted model, not a curated record
ACCUCCCCACCCCUCGGAAGAAAAUAAUGCUGGCGGGCUCCCGCACCUCUCAGUCGCUCCCGGUCCGCCUCGGGGAAAGGGCACCCGCUGCGUCCCCGCGCCCGGACCCCUGCCGAGCCGCCCUCGCCACCACCUCGCGCCGAGAGCCGCUGCGCACCGCUUAGGCGGGAUCUACUAGCGCCGCGCCCCAGCACCGCCAGCUCCGGGAAGGCGCCGCCCGCAAGGACACCGCUCUGUCCCGCCUCGUCCGCAACUCCGGCCCUCGUCGGGCUCCACGCGAGCCAGGAGUCGGGACAUCCCCGUGCGCGCCGCGCCGCGGCUGGAGCGGCCCUCGCUGCCGGCCCUCGCCGCCAACUCCUCCUCGGACCCGAGACUCCAGACGCGGCUUCGCAGCGACUUCUCCUCACACCUCGGGGCUGCCCCGGUCUUUCCGCUCGCCUCCCCCGCUGCCCUCCAACCGCUCAGGACGGGGGUGCCAAGAUGCCCCGCUACUGCGCAGGGCCCCGGGCCUCCCUCGACGUGUGACCCUAGCCUGGUCCCCCUGCUCGGCCGUCCACCCUCCCCUUGGAGACCCCCGGCCCGGCCCCCGGGGGUGGAGGAGGACGAGGAAGACGCCGAGCCCGAAGGGGGAAUGUCCGGCUCCCAAAGCGUGAGCCCCCCGGGCUACGCGGCGCAGACCGCGGCGCCGACGUCCCGGGGAGGCCCGGAGCACCGUUCGGCGUGGGGAGAGGCCGAUUCCCGCGCCAAUGGCUAUCCCCACGCCCCCGGGGGCUCCACGCACGGCUCCACCAAGAAACCCGGGGGGGCGGUGACCCCGCAACAGCAGCAGCGCCUGGCCAGCCGCUGGCGCGGCGGCGGCGACGACGACGACCCUCCGCUGAGCGGCGACGACCCCCUGGCCGGGGGCUUCGGGUUCAGCUUCCGCUCCAAGUCGGCCUGGCAGGAGCGCGGCGGCGACGACGGCGGUCGCGGCAGCCGGCGGCAGCGGCGGGGCGCGGCCGGCGGGGGCAGCACCCGGGCGCCCCCUGCGGGCGGCGGCGGAGGCGGCGGCGGCGGCGGCGGCAGCUCGGCGGCCGCGGCCGCGGCGGCGGGCGGGACGGAGGUGCGCCCCCGCUCGGUGGAGCUGGGCCUGGAGGAGCGGCGGGGCAAGGGCCGCGCGGCCGACGAGCUGGAGGCCGGUGCCGUCGAGGGCGGCGGCGGCGGCGGCGAGGGUUCCGCGGAUGGCGGCAGCUCUGCAGGCUCGGGCUCGGGGCCCGGCGCCGUGCUGUCGCUGGGCUCCUGCUGCCUGGCCAUCCUGCAGGUAUUCCGUUCCAAGAAGUUCCCGUCGGACAAGCUGGAACGGCUGUACCAGCGCUACUUCUUCCGCCUGAACCAGAGCAGCCUCACCAUGCUCAUGGCCGUGCUGGUGCUCGUGUGCCUGGUCAUGCUGGCCUUCCACGCGGCGCGACCUCCGCUCCAGCUGCCCUACCUGGCGGUGCUGGCAGCCGCCGUGGGUGUGAUCCUCAUCAUGGCUGUGCUCUGCAACCGCGCGGCCUUCCACCAGGACCACAUGGGCCUGGCCUGCUAUGUGCUCAUCGCCGUGGUGCUGGCUGUCCAGGUGGUGGGCCUGCUGCUGCCCCAGCCGCGCAGCGCCUCCGAGGGCAUCUGGUGGACCGUGUUCUUCAUCUACACCAUCUACACGCUGCUGCCCGUGCGCAUGCGGGCCGCGGUGCUCAGCGGGGUGCUGCUGUCCGCCCUCCACCUGGCCAUCGCCCUACACACCAAUGCCCAGGACCAGUUUCUGCUCAAGCAGCUUGUCUCCAAUGUCCUCAUCUUCUCCUGCACCAACAUUGUUGGCGUCUGCACCCACUACCCGGCUGAGGUCUCCCAGAGACAGGCCUUCCAGGAGACCCGGGAGUGUAUCCAGGCACGCCUCCACUCCCAGCGGGAGAACCAGCAACAGGAGCGGCUCCUGCUGUCUGUCCUUCCCCGUCAUGUUGCCAUGGAGAUGAAAGCAGACAUCAAUGCCAAGCAGGAGGAUAUGAUGUUCCACAAGAUCUACAUCCAGAAGCAUGACAACGUGAGCAUCCUUUUUGCUGACAUCGAGGGAUUCACCAGCCUGGCAUCCCAGUGCACUGCGCAGGAGCUGGUUAUGACCCUCAACGAGCUCUUUGCCCGCUUUGACAAGCUGGCUGCGGAGAAUCACUGUUUACGGAUUAAGAUCCUGGGGGAUUGUUACUACUGCGUCUCUGGGCUGCCUGAGGCCAGGGCUGACCAUGCCCACUGCUGUGUGGAGAUGGGCAUGGACAUGAUCGAGGCCAUCUCGUUGGUCCGGGAGGUGACAGGGGUGAACGUGAACAUGCGAGUGGGAAUUCACAGCGGGAGAGUACACUGCGGUGUCCUUGGUCUCAGGAAGUGGCAGUUCGACGUCUGGUCUAACGACGUCACACUGGCCAACCACAUGGAAGCUGGUGGCAAGGCUGGACGCAUCCACAUCACCAAGGCCACACUCAACUAUCUGAACGGGGACUACGAGGUGGAGCCAGGCUGUGGGGGCGAGCGCAAUGCCUACCUCAAGGAGCACAGUAUUGAGACCUUCCUCAUCCUGCGCUGCACCCAGAAGCGGAAAGAAGAAAAGGCCAUGAUCGCUAAGAUGAACCGCCAGAGAACCAACUCUAUUGGGCACAACCCGCCACACUGGGGAGCUGAGCGCCCCUUCUACAACCACCUGGGUGGCAACCAGGUGUCCAAGGAGAUGAAGCGGAUGGGCUUUGAAGACCCCAAGGACAAGAAUGCCCAGGAAAGUGCAAACCCCGAAGAUGAAGUGGAUGAGUUUCUGGGCCGGGCCAUCGAUGCCAGGAGCAUUGACAGGCUGCGAUCUGAGCAUGUUCGCAAAUUCCUGUUGACUUUCAGGGAGCCUGACUUAGAGAAGAAGUACUCCAAGCAGGUGGAUGACCGAUUUGGUGCCUACGUGGCAUGUGCCUCGCUUGUCUUCCUCUUCAUCUGCUUUGUCCAGAUCACCAUCGUGCCCCACUCCCUGUUCAUGCUGAGUUUCUACCUGACCUGUUUCUUGCUGCUGACCUUGGUGAUGUUUGUGUCCAUGAUCUACUCCUGUGUGAAGCUCUUCCCCACCCCGCUGCAGACCCUCUCCCGGAAGAUUGUGCGCUCCAAGAUGAACAGCACCCUGGUUGGCGUGUUCACGAUCACUCUUGUGUUCCUUUCGGCUUUUGUCAACAUGUUCAUGUGUAACUCCAAGGACCUGGUGGGCUGCCUGGCCCAGGAGCACAACAUCACCGAGAGCCAGGUGAACGCGUGCCAUGUGGUGGAGUCGGCCUUCAACUACAGCCUGGGUGAUGAGCAGGGCUUCUGUAGGAGCCGCUGGCCCAACUGCAACUUCCCCGAGUACUUCACCUACAGCGUGCUGCUCAGCCUGCUGGCCUGCUCCGUGUUCCUGCAGAUCAGCUGCAUUGGGAAGCUGGUGCUCAUGCUGGCCAUCGAGCUCAUCUACGUGCUUGUCAUUGAGGUGCCUGGUGUCACGCUCUUUGACAACGCUGACCUGCUGGUUACCGCCAAUGCCAUAGACUCCAGCAACAACGGGACCUCCCAGUGCCCCGAGCAUGCCACCAAGGUGGCGCUGAAGGUGGUGACGCCCAUCAUCAUCUCAGUGUUUGUGCUGGCCCUGUACCUGCACGCUCAGCAGGUGGAGUCCACCGCCCGCCUGGACUUCCUCUGGAAACUGCAGGCCACAGAGGAGAAAGAGGAGAUGGAGGAGCUGCAGGCCUACAACAGGAGGCUGCUGCACAACAUUCUGCCCAAGGACGUGGCUGCCCAUUUUCUGGCCCGUGAGAGGCGCAAUGAUGAGCUCUACUAUCAGUCCUGCGAGUGCGUGGCUGUCAUGUUCGCCUCCAUCGCCAACUUCUCCGAGUUCUAUGUGGAGCUCGAAGCCAACAAUGAGGGCGUCGAGUGCCUGAGGCUGCUCAAUGAAAUCAUUGCAGACUUCGAUGAGAUCAUCAGUGAGGACCGGUUCAGGCAGCUGGAAAAGAUCAAGACCAUUGGCAGCACCUACAUGGCCGCCUCGGGCCUCAAUGACUCCACCUAUGACAAGGUGGGCAAGACCCACAUCAAAGCCCUGGCAGACUUCGCCAUGAGGCUGAUGGACCAAAUGAAGUACAUCAACGAGCACUCCUUCAACAACUUCCAGAUGAAGAUCGGGCUCAAUAUCGGCCCUGUAGUGGCUGGGGUGAUUGGGGCUCGCAAGCCUCAGUAUGACAUCUGGGGCAAUACAGUGAAUGUGGCCAGCCGCAUGGACAGCACUGGUGUGCCUGACCGCAUCCAGGUCACCACAGACAUGUACCAAGUGCUGGCUGCCAACACAUACCAGCUGGAGUGCCGAGGCGUGGUCAAGGUCAAAGGCAAAGGCGAGAUGAUGACCUACUUUCUCAAUGGAGGGCCCCCCCUCAGUUAGCAGCUGCCAGCCAGGGUGCCAACAGCUUGGCCUCCAAAGGAAAGGAAACCGCUCUUACUGCACCAUGUGGGCAGGUGGGGGAGCCGGACCCCAGCCACAUAGCCAUGCUGGUGAGAUUUCCACUUUAACUCAGAAGCAGCUUCUGCCUUUGCUGGUGGGUGUGGCCUCCGGCCAGGGCCCCAGUGCCAGCGUCCUGCAAGCACCAAGCUGACCAAAGAUGAUUCUGCAGAAGACUCUGCUCGACUCCAGCUGAAACAUUGCGUUUUCUGACAGGUGCUGCCAUUGCACGGUGGGGCGGAAGCAUUGCUGGAGCCUUCACAGGGGAGUGCAGCCUAGUGCACAGUGGCAGGCUUGAGGGAAGCCUAGAUGGGUGGGCAGGUGGGCUCAGUGCUGUCUGGGGGCACCCAGGGACUCUGAGGGUCUGCUUUUCCAUGUGAGCCUUUAACUGUCAGAGGCUGCACCCAGGUUCCUGGUGGUGCUCUGGGGCAGGAGUGCUGGCUCUGGAGGGCCGUGGCCUUUGCCGUCCUCUGCUCACAUCUCCACGUACACAGACAGUGCCCUGUGAGGGAAGGAGGACUUAUCAUGAAAGGGAGGCGAGAGGGUACCAGGUAGGGAGUGGUGGCUCUGAGAAAAAGAAAAUAUUUAUUAAGUAAAACAAGUUUUCUGUGCCCUUCUUUAGACUAUGCUAGUUGUAUGCGUGUAAGAGACACACAGCAAAUGAAGAUAUCACUGGGGUGGGAGGGUGGGUACCCCAACUUGUCUUUUUUGUAUUUUUUAUUUUGUAUUAUUGAAAAACCUUGGAGAUCUAACAGAUAUACCAAAUUCUAUAUUUUGUAAAUUCUCUAUAUUAGAAAACAGCUGUGCACAGUGGGGCGUUUGUGCUCAUUUGUACUGUAUGGAUGUCAGUGUAUGUUUUGGUGUGUGUAUCUGUGUGUUCAGGCUGUGGAACUGGUCUCCUGCAGCACAUGUUCUCAUCUCAGACUUGGCAGCUUUGGGUUUCCCCAGGCACUCUUUUGGGGUGUCAUAUAUCCAGAUUAAGUAGGAAAAUGCAGCGGCACAUUAUCCCAUCUCUAACAAAAACAAUCUCUCUCUCUCUCUCCCACUCCUCUCUCUCCAAGCACCCUGAGUUAGUGCAAGAGCAGUGAGAGGAAGACCAAGCUUCUUUCCAAUCCCCACUCAUAGGGAAGCACCGCAGUCCACACAGGCAACCAGCCCAUUGCCUGCCUCCCUUCUGUUCUCUGCAUGCACUGUCAGCAUUUACUGCCUGAACAGAGGUGGCAGCCCUGGCUGACUGUGAAGAGCUCAGGGAUGGCCAUGCCUCCCCUUCUCCCCCCACCCGAGGGCUGGAAGCCCACCCUGUGUGACCUACUCAGCUGGCUGAGCCACAGGUCACCUUCCCUGGAGAUGAUCGCUGUGCAGGCCUCAGGAUUGGGGAAGGAGGCAGCCUUGCCCUUUCAGCUACAAAACAGAACGGGUAGAGCCAAGAAUCCCUAGGAAAAAGCUCACAAUUUUGUGUAGUUUUUGAUUUGGAGGGAGGAGGAGGAAAAUUUUUUGAAAAUAAUUUCUGAGGGAUGCAUUUAGAAAAUGAUACUCUAUUGUAGAGGUAUAAAUAGCAUCCUUAGGGCCCAAGCCAAUACUUACCUUGCUUCUCAGGGCAGAAUUAUUCUCCCCUCUAACAGGAGCUUGAAGGUCCGGUGGCAGCUGUAUGCCACCUGCUGAUAUGUUCCUUUGAUGUCUAUCUGCACCACCCCACCCCAGUAUGAACAGCUCUGAGAGGCAGUGUAUGGACCCCAAAAUGCCAAGCCUGAGUGUGUCCUGUGCUUUUUCUGCUCUACCCUUUUGAGUUCUGUAUUGCCCUCACCUCUGGUUCAGGGACUGCUUUCUUCCACUGUGUUGUUCUCAGUUCCUGCCCUCCAUAUGCUCACCAGUGUGGUGGGGUUUCCUUUUGCUUCCAGUCUGAGUACAGUGUGUGUGCUGAGUUCAUGCCACGUCCCCAUAUCGGUCACAGCCUCGUGAGGCCCCUCCCCACCCCAGCAGUGACUGGUGACGGUGUGCAGUGCUAGCUCUUCGUUCCCUCUAAGGGGUGUGCACUCUUUUUAUUCCUGCUCUUGCAAAAACGGAUACGAUUAUGAUUUCCCAUGGAAAUUGAAAAGUCUAUUUAAAUAAUUUAACUAUUAAACACUUUCACUGGUAA